Messenger RNA from Myotis davidii, 2111 nucleotides. It is a transcript of the gene DNAAF10, whose product is annotated as WD repeat domain 92. NCBI's taxonomy places the organism in Eukaryota, Metazoa, Chordata, Mammalia, Chiroptera, Vespertilionidae. The transcript has 7 exons. The coding region runs from base 380 to 1378 and encodes 332 amino acids. Gene Ontology annotation, molecular function: ubiquitin binding. The record is from RefSeq and is a predicted model, not a curated record.
GGACCUGAAGCAGGAUUUUUGUGUGAGUUUGCUGGGGAAGGAAGGGGGCUGUCCUAAAAUAUGCCGUAUUCUUAUGGUCGCCUCUGGCCCCGCUACUCAACGCCAAAGCAUCUUGUGGCCUGGAAUCUGUGUAUAUGCUAAAGGCAGUAGGCAAAGGCGAUACCUAAGUUUGUGUCACCGGUGAAGGAAAAGCUCGUGGGAUUUCAGUAACGCAUCUGGUAUUAUCCGAGACAACUAAGUCCAACUGGCUAGGGCGUCAGGGGGCGAGUACGGCGAGCGGAAGGGACAAACCGUCCCAACUGUUUGGGGUCUGGUUUCCAGGUUAGGGUCUGGGCAGAGGCUGAAAGUACCCGUUGGCGGAGGACAAGUCGGCUGGACCAUGUCGGCCUUCGAGAAGCCCCAGAUCAUUGUCCACAUCCAGAAGAGCCUCAACUACACGGUGUUUGACUGUAAGUGGAUGCCCUGCAGCGCCAAGUUUGUGACCAUGGGCAACUUCGCCCGGGGCACCGGCGUCAUCCAGCUGUACGAGAUCCAGCACGGGGACCUCAAGCUGCUCCGGGAGAUUGAAAAGGCCAAACCUAUUAAAUGUGGAACAUUUGGUGCAACAUCCUUACAGCAGAGAUAUUUAGCUACUGGAGAUUUUGCUGGAAACCUUCAUAUAUGGAAUUUGGAAGCUCCAGAGUACCCAGUGUAUUCUGUGAAGGGCCAUAAAGAAAUUAUAAAUACGAUAGAUGGUGUAGGUGGACUAGGAAUUGGGGAAGGAGCACCUGAAAUUGUGACUGGCAGCCGAGAUGGAACUGUGAAGGUGUGGGACCCAAGGCAGAAAGACGAUCCUGUUGCUAAUAUGGAACCUGUACAAGGAGAAAACAAGAGAGACUGUUGGACUGUGGCGUUUGUAUUCAUUGGACCAUCAAUAAUAAAUAUUCUGUAUUUUCAGGUAUGUAGCCUGGAGUUUGACAGAAAAGAUAUAAGUAUGAAUAAGUUAGUAGCUACGUCUCUGGAAGGGAAGUUUCAUGUUUUUGACAUGAGAACACAGCACCCAACCAAAGGUUUUGCUUCUGUUUCAGAAAAGGCUCAUAAAUCUACCGUGUGGCAGGUCCGGCACCUGCCCCAGAACCGAGAACUGUUCCUGACAGCGGGAGGCGCCGGCGGCCUCCACCUCUGGAAGUACGAGUACCCUGUUCAGCGGUCAAAGAAAGAUUCCGAAGGAGUAGAGAUGGGAGUUGCGGGUUCCGUCAGCCUUUUGCAGAAUGUUACGUUGUCUACCCAGCCCAUUUCCAGUUUGGACUGGAGUCCAGAUAAAAGGGGCCUCUGCAUCUGUAGUUCAUUUGAUCAAAUGGUGAGAGUACUGAUUAUUACAAAACUCAAUAAAAUUUGAUCUGAAGAUUUUGGACUUUGAAACCCUCCAGCGGAACACUCAUAGAAUUUAGAAUGUGCCCCGCAUCCUCCGACUCUCCUCGGACAAGGCUGGAUGUGACUGAGGACACAGGCCCAGAUGCAAACCUCAGGCUCGCCUCUCGGUGUGGGAUGCCCAGCGGUGAGCUCCAGCCACCUGGCUGGUCACUGCUUUGCUGCUGCACAGGGGGCACCACCGUCUCCAGAGCCAGCUCCGUUCCUCUCCCUCCAUUUGUGAUAAAAGUUGGUCCUUGUCUGUAUUUCACCAGAUUUAAAUUUGUUCUGCAUCCCCAAAGUCCAUAUUUCAUAAUAAACACCUGUGUUGCAUUUUAGUGUUCACACGGUCAUGGUAGGGAUCACUUAGUUUGGUGUAGGAUGGUUUGCCUUGGUGAAACUACUGUGAAUUAACCUUCAUAAAUACACUUUGAGAGCAUUCACUGUCACUAAGUUUCAGUGCAAAACAUUACUUCACAAAAUUACCAUAGUGUGCAGUCAAAAUAGAUUUGGGUAACUGUGUUUAGCAUGGUAACUCAUAAAAUGAAAUACUGUGAUUUACGGAGACCUCUUUUUUACAUAGAAAUGGAGUUAAAUUAGUGAGACUUUCCAUUGUUGACUACGGUAAGUGAUGUUGAGAUGUUCAAGUUUUGGGGGUUUUGUAACCUUUUUGUCAAACUUUUUAAUAUAUUUUAUGAAUAAAUUUUUGUUUUUGAAAUCUA